CAUCCAUUGUCCUAAAAUAUACAUCGCGGAAGUUUUGACAACGCGUAAUGACAUAGACCCAAACUGAAAGUAGCUAAACGGCGGCUUAGAAUAUAUAUUGAAAUAUUCCGUUUCAGAAUGGACAAUUACUUCAGUCCUUGGCCCGUUGUGUGCGCCAUUGACUUUGGGACGACAUACAGUGGCUAUGCUUAUUCCAUGCGACCAGACUAUGAGAGGAACCCAUUAAAUAUUGAGUGCAAUCCAUCAUGGUCGAACGAGGAAAUGAUGACACCAAAAACUCCGACUUGUAUUCUAUUCGAUAAGUCGGAAAACUUCCAUUCAUUUGGGUACGAGGCAGAAAAGAAAUAUAGAAAGCUAGCUGAAAAAGCCCAAGAAAAACUAGAGAUUGACGAAGAAGACGAUAGCAAUGAUAGUGAUGAUAGUGAUGAUAGCGUCAAUGAAAAAGUCGAAGAUGAAAUUGAAGAAGACAACGUUACUGAGUGGCUUUAUUUCAGAAGAUUUAAAAUGAAGCUGUAUCAAGACGAUAUGAUGGCGAAGCAAAAAUUAAAGAAAUUGAAACUAAGUGCAGAAAAUGGGAAGAAACUUCCAGCUUUGAAGGUAUUUUCAGAAGCAAUUAAAUAUCUGAAAGACCACUUUGAAGCCUUACUGCUUAAAACAACAAUAAGAGAUGAUUGUAAAGGAAGUUCAUUGAAUUCAGAUACGUCACAAGAGCAACGUCAUACCUCUGUGUCCACAAGAAAACAGGAAACACACUCUGAACGUUCUGAUUCCAAUAUUGUGGAUAGUAAUGACUCGUCUUGGUCGGACGACAUCCUGUGGGUCCUAACAGUUCCUGCAAUUUGGUCUGAUCAAGCGAAACAGUUCAUGCGUGAUGCUGCUAUACAGGCUGGCAUUAGAGACGACCACUUGGUUUUGGCGCUGGAACCAGAGUCCGCUGCUCUGCUCUGUAAGCAGUUAGCACUGACCAAAAAAGCAGUUGAUAUCAAGGUACAGAUGUUUGAACCUGGCAGCAAGUUCAUGGUCAUCGAUUGUGGAGGAGGAACAGUGGAUGUGACGGCUUACAAAGUUGAAAACAACCAAGCCCUACGGGAGUUGCAUUGCGCAUCUGGAGAUGCAGUAGGGGGAACAAAUGUGGACAUGCUUUUUAUCAAUCUUUUAAAUGACAUAUUUAGAAAAGACGUGGUGGAAAGAUUUCAGAACAAAUCGCCAUCAGAUUGGCAUGAAUUGCUGAGAAGUAUUGAAGUUAAAAAACGGGGUAUUGGGCUAAAAAAUCCAAACGAAAAGGAGAAAGAACUAAUAACUUUUUCAAGUUUAGGUAGACUGAUUGACGCAUUUACACAUUUAAAUGGACACAGUAAAAAUGCUAUUUCUAAACGAAUACAAGAAAUGGAUUUAAAAAAGAAGAUAAAAUGUAACGGUCCAAAGAUGCGCAUUGAUGAAACUUACUUAAUUGAGACAGUUUUUGCUGGUCCAAUCAAAGAUAUUGUGAAACACUUGAAAAAUUUGUUCGCUGAGAAAGACGUAAAAGGUAUCGAUAUAAUAUUGCUUGUCGGGGGAUUCUCCGAAUGCCCACUCCUGCAAGAUGCAAUUAAGAGGGAAUUUCCAGACAAGACAAUUGUUAAUCCGCGAGAUGGCAGCAUUGCGGUAAUGAAGGGGGCGGUGUUGUUUGGACACAGUGCUGAGAUUGUAGCUCAGAAAAGGAUAGAACAGGGGCAUCAGCUGCACGAAGUACAAGAAGUGUCUGAAUGCGUAGUUCGUAGGAGUAGGGCGUACUAUGGGGUUGCAACAGAUGUUCCCUUUGUUGAUGGUGAACAUCUCCCAGUUUGUAGAUAUACCAACGAAGAAGGUUUAUCUAUGUGUUCAGACAUUUUUGAUUGCCUCAUAAAGAAAAAUCAGGAGAUGGAAAUAGGACAAUCUGUUUUUGAAAAGACUUUCAAAGCCUCUAGUACAUUGGCGAACGUAGAAAUUUAUCGAUCAGACAGGGAGGUACAAUACUGCCAUGAAGAUGGCUGUCGAAACAUUGGAAAUAUUAAUGCCCUUUAUUCGGAUGACAUCGGUGAUAGGAGAUUAUUUAAAAUCCAGCUACAUUUUGGUUUCACAGAAAAAAUAGCAAUAGCAAUGGACAUGAAGACACAAAAAACCUGGAAGGCCAAACUCGACUGUAUUCUGUAGAAUAUCACCAAACGUUAUAACAAACGCAACUCACCUCUCACAUAUAAACUAUGUAUAGAAUCAUUAUAAACAAUAUAAACACUCUAAAUGAGAGAUCUCAGAUAUGACAUCAACAGGAAUAUUGGGUUGGUGAAAUACCUCUGUUGAGCCGAUUUCUUCAUUGUCUUAUACAAUACCUUUAUGAUUCAAUGGACAUGAUUAUUGUUUUAUCCGAGGACUUACAGAGCCAGGGUUAAAAAGAAACAUUUCGUACACAAUAAAUAAGCUGCGAAUAUUUGCCUGAUUUGAGGUCUCUUGCCUAGGCAAUCGUUAGAAUUUGUUGGAAUGACAAUUUUGUUGACGGAAUCGCAAUCAAUUUAGACUAUGAUAUCCGAACAAGCACUACUUUAUCUGGCAUAAAUUUGCCAAAAGACAUCUCACUAGAAGUUGUAAAGCAUAAGCUUAUGCCAACGGAAACUUUACAAUGAGCAUAAUUCUGAACGGCAGAACCUAGAAUUGUCCCUUAAAGGAGUGGCCAUCUUAAAACCGAAGAAAGACAUUGUUGUCGUUUGUUUUAUAAUCAAUAUUGAAGACAUCUCUUCUAUUGCGGUAUUGAUUUAAGCCAUUACCGUAAAAUUUAUACCACAAAAUAAUUUUUGACGACAUAAGAAUUCAACAUUCUGGCUUUUUGGUCUUUUGAAAGCAAUGGAUGUUUGUUUUUUAACCCCUUAAAGAUUUAGCCAGGGACAUUUCUAGCAGAAUAAGGAAUUUGUUAAUUCAUUUCCUUACGAAUAUCACUGAUUUUUCAAAAUAGUUGCCUUCCAGAAACUCGCAUUCUCUGUUUGACCACCUCGUUCAAUGCAUCUGCGAUUUUAUAUUUUAUUUUAGAUAGGAAUCGAAGUUUUCCAGGACAUUUUACAUGUAUAUUUUUUCCCCCGAGUACAAUGCAAGAUGAAUUUAUUCACGGUAUAUUUUGCUGCGGUUUGAUAAAUAAACACAUUUUCUUUUUGUUUUGCUUCAA
Magallana angulata is the source of this 3172-nucleotide messenger RNA. Its product is annotated as heat shock 70 kDa protein 12A-like. NCBI's taxonomy places the organism in Eukaryota, Metazoa, Mollusca, Bivalvia, Ostreida, Ostreidae. The transcript is spliced from 4 exons. Bases 118 to 2172 code for a protein of 684 amino acids. The record is from RefSeq and is a predicted model, not a curated record. Gene Ontology annotation, molecular function: ATP-dependent protein folding chaperone; ATP binding.